CUAUUUGAUUUCUUAAAAAAGAAUCAAUCUUCAGUUAUUUGAGAUGUACAUUAUAUAGGUUGAAGCCCUUCAAUACAUUAUUUUGUAUUUUGUAAUCGUUGUUAUCAUUGGCUUAUUACUGUGUGCAGGGAGUCAGUGUCACUGCACUUGCGCACGAGCUUCACUCGGCAACGGGUUCGUAAGGAAAGGACCAAAUCAAAGCAGGCAUUUUUGUAUUCCAUUUUUUAGUCUAAUCCUCCUGAUGUCUGAAAGGAUUACAGGACCAAUCAUGACGGAGAGGCUGCUGGCUCGCCGGACUCUGGCCGGACCGGGAACAGUGUAGACAGAGAGCGGAGGCGCAUCGCCACGAUCUGGAGUAACGUUGGAAAAUGGUAUUUUGUUUCCUUAUUUUCCUUCUAAUCCGGAGAUGAAAGUUGUUUUUUCGUUUAUGUUUGCGACCGACACGAAGAUGCGCGCAGAAAUAUUUGCACCGUCGACGCAGGUUAUAGAACGGAUGGUAACUUACACCUGUGCAGUUGCACUAUCAUUUAUGGUAACUUUCAAUGCUGGAAGUAUUUUUUUAAAGGUCACGUUCUUCACCGAAUAUCCAGGCACACCAUGCACUGUGUGUGUUCGACUUUUUAUGUGACUAAAUCAGGAUUUAGGGAAUGUGUCGUGACGCUUACUUUGUUCAUAAUGCAAGUUAUAUUUGUGAAAUUGGUGUUAUUCAUAUGAUGAAUCUUUAAAUAAGUCAAUUUCUUAAGAAAUGCAUAUUUCAAACUUUUUUCCCCUCUCUCUGCUGGUGUAUAGAGACUGUUAUGUUUCAUGCAUAAUAUUGAUUUUGCUUGACAACACACGUUUAUAAUGUUUGUUUAUGUGUGCAGGGGCUCAGUUGCAGGCAGCAGUUGUUAUUCUCAGUCUAAAGGAUUACUGCAAAGUAAUCAGUGGAUAAGUCAACGUGACUGAAACCACAUUACAUAUCUCCUCACCAGGCAGAUCAGAAAGUAUAGCCGCUAACAGAGAUGUCGAACAGAUGUAGGAGACAUGGUUUUGUACACACGUCUAAAUAAAAAAAAGUAUCUUCUUUUAUUAUCAAAAGGAUCUUUCGGGACUUGUCUGUGCAUGACCGGCCAAUGGAGGAAGAAAAGGUGGUUGAUCAUAUCCAACCAAAAUCCCGUUCCCCUUUACCUACUGGGAUUCCCAUUAACUGGGGACUCAUCACUGGCCCUGUCCCCCAGCCUGUGUUCCCAGCAUCUUCUUUGAGCACCCAGCUUCCUCCUCCUCAGAGUUCGGCUGUUCACACACGACAAACCAAGGUGAAGUCACUCACACAGAGGAGGGCGAGGGGGCGAGAUCGAGAGAAAGAAAGAGAACGUCCGGACGCAGAUGUUUUAGUGAGCAGUCCCGCUGGGCAGAUUUCAUCCGAAGUCCUUCUCAGACAGAGGCCCAGAGGAAAGGGUCAGCUCUCUCCUCCCGCCCCCUCCUGGCGAUCAGGCACUUCGAAGACCUUCAGCAGUAGUGAUGAAGAGGAGGAGGUUGAGGUGCAAGUCUGUUUCGAGAUCCACAGCCCUCCAGCUGAAGCACGAGGAGAGCAGGUCCUCCGGGAGGGAGAGGAAGCUGAAGACGAGAGGUCAGAGAGAACUGAGGACCAGGUCAGUUAUUUGACAUGCCAGCCUUGUGGGCUCGGGGGGGGCACCCGUCUCGAGAGUCUUCUGUCUGAUCACUCGAGCAGCAGUAAGGAUGACCCAUCCCCUCCUCCUCCUGCUCUCCCUCCUCUACCUGCGCUCUCCUCAUUACCUGCUUCUCCCAAAGCUGCCGCUUCGUCUUCCACGGCAACCAGACACUGGGCGCCCCCCAAGGGCUUCUGGAGAGUAGUGCGCCCUGAAACGCUGCUUCUAAAUGGUGUUACCCCCGACAACGCACCCUCCACUUUACCUCCGAAGGAGCAUGCUCAGACAGAAGCACCGACAGAGCCUCAAAGGUAUUCCAAACAGGAAGCCCAAACCGGCACCAGGAACGAUGCCGCAAGUGUGGUGGAUGACAGCGACACAUCCUCAGAGUUCAAACACUCGGACAGUGUGGAGUGCUACCUGGACAGAUGUGAGCAGAAGGAGUUAGACACUGGUCACCUGGCCAAAGAACUGUGCAGUUCAGACAGCGGGCUACUCUCCGCUGACGAGAAGUCGAAGGUGAAGCGGAGAGCGUAUGUAAAGUUACGGGAAAGAACCCAAAACUUUACAGAGGAGAGCGAGCAGAGCGGAGGGGAAAGUGCCAGCUGUUACGGAGACACAGGAGACGAUUGUAAAGGUGCCCAUGGGGGUCUAGACAGCUCCGGCAUUCUGGCUCAGGAACUUGAACCCUAUUUGAGGUCACUUCUUGUAAUCAGUGAUGAUCUUCCUCUGAGCCCGAGACAUGAGCAAGCCAAGCUUCUUCUGGAGCGAGCACGACUCAAGGCUCGCUCCAAUCACAUUAAAAGCGAUCGCCCCUGCAGACGAUCUCAUUCUGAGCAGAGAUCCACCGUAAGGAAGCAGCAAAUAGAGUCUCCAAUCCCAACGCAUGUGCAGAAAGCCGUUCAAACCAAAGAAGACCAUGCAGCUCAAACUGUGUCUGGUCCCCUUCUUAUCUCCAACCAAGACACUUCCCCUGGUGACCAAGGCGGUCGAUCGAGACGGUAUGGUUGUUCCCCCACACGGGUGCGCUUUGAGGAUGAGUCGGAGAAAGAAGCAGAAUCUCGAUACUUGGAUAGAGUGAGACAGCGUAGCAGGACCGGGACGCCCAAGUCCAAGAGUAAAGAAAGUAAUACGGAUUCUAGCAGUAGCGGUUCAGAGAGGAGCAGAAACAAUCGAAGUGUCUCUCUGCCUCCUUCACAGAAGAAAGAAGUUGUGUGUGUCAGUGGUGAACCCACAACAGUGAUUAAAGAGAUAAUAGUGCUGGUGAAGAAAUGUGAGGCAUGUGGCUCCGUGGUCAAGGAGCCUCAGCCAGUCUCAUCACCAUCAGAGCCAAAGAACCCUGAGCCACAGCAGCCUGAGGACCCACGGGGAAAAGCGUCUCCUCGCCGGGUGCCUCAUAACAAGCCGGAGGUAAGCACUCGUCCGAAAGUCACGUUUGCAGGAGCUUACGUUCUGGGGGAAAACAAAGAGAGCAACACCGGGUGGAAACCAUCAGGCUUUGGGAAACUUAGGAGAAGGAGCAGGAAAGGAGAAAGUCGUCUGGAGUCUGGCCAUGGCCCCUACGGUCCGUCUUGGGCUCAACGUCGCAACUCAAAUCCCAGGAACAGGGUCCAUUUGAGCAGAGAUAGCCCCGGUUCUCUGGAACCUCAUCUUCUGGAGGCCUCUGGUGGCCCGAGAGAAUCACCUCCUCCAUCGUUGCCUAUAAAGUCAGCCCUGAAGUCAAGUUCGAGGAAUCGCUCAGCUGCAGGUCAAUCCACGGUUCAGUUCCAGAUGACCUCAAAUCAGGGAGGCGAGGGAGGGUCCCAGCACUCUGCCCUCCUGGACUCUUCAGAUGCAAGAAGGGAGUGUGCAGUGGCUUUGACCCAAGGGACCCCUGCAACAAGCAACCCCGUGCCCUGUAUCAGGCCCUCCACCCUGAGGUACUCCCCAGCCCGGCUCACCACUGACCUACCAGCUGCUGAACUCUGGGAUGCCACUCCAGAUGGAGCAGGAGCAUUUACUGUUCUGGAAAAGCAGGAGCAACACCGACUGUUUCCUGUUCAAUAUAUUAUAAAAGGUCUCGGGGAACCUGGUUGUGGUCCUGAGUUCCGUUCUGCUUUACGAGGCCCGUCUAUGUCUCGGGCUGAGGACCUCAGAGCAGAGCUGCUGAGAGCAGAACAUCUAAAAGCUGAGGCCAUAUGGGAGGAGAACUCUGACGGUUCCAGAAAGCUGGAUGGACGGCCAAAGCUCUUCCUGCGUCGCUUCUUUUCCUCCAUUGGUCUGAACAGCGUUGGUAGACUGGUGAAAGGAGGCCACUCCAGCAGCAUGGAGCAGCUCAGUUUACCCUCCGGCCCGCGGGUCGGCUCUGCUUCCCCAAGCUCCACGCGCAGACCACAGCCCGCCAUCCGCAUGCAGAGGACGCCCUCACUGCAAACCCUCAACACGGUGCUGCCACUGGCCCAACUGCGCAAAGCCUCCUCGGUGCAGAGUUUAGAGAGAAGAACAGAGCGUUCAACAAUACUGGGAGAAGUGCAGAUACAGUACGGCCUGGCACCAAGUCCUGAUAGCCCUCAGAUCGAGCUUCACAGGGCCCUGAGUGUUGAGAAUUUACUUACCUCAAGGAUUGCGCGUCCAGUGGGCCGGGUCACCCAGGCUUUCCCUCAUGGGACCCUCCUCCUUGAACUCGUCAGACCCCCAAAUGGUCCCUUUGGUUUCGUCAUCUCAAGGGGCAAAGGUCGACCAGACACAGGUGUGUAUGUAGAGAAAGUAGGUGACGGUGGAGGGGAAGGCCCUUACAUCGGUCUGCUCGGCAUCGGUGAUGAAAUUCUGCAAGUGAAUGGAGAGACAGUGGCUGGACUCAGUCUGGACCAUGUGACGCGGCUCAUGAUCAGGGAAAGCACCGCUUCUCUUCGGAUCAUUCCGGCCCGACGCAACCAGCGCUGACUGGGAAGAUAGGCCUGGCACCGAGCCAUUUCUCCUGCAGCCGUGGAUUAUAAUUCACCAGUGCAAACACAACGGAUCGUACGCAUAUGGUAGAUAACCAGCCUGUAUUUCAGCAAAGUUUUACAUCUGAGAAGGGCUACAUGCGAUUACGGGGUAAGAGGUUACUGUCCUGUUGUUCAACAAUAUCACACUGCAAGGGAUUUGGAUUACAAUGACAAAUCAAUAAAAUAACCAAAUGACAAAUCCAUCACGAAAUACAUCCCAUCGAAAGGCCUCAUUAGCUAGAAACUAUAGUGUAUAUACUUAUAAAAUGUUUAAUAUAAAUACUAAAUCCAGCGUGUGUUUCUGCACAUGUGUUUUUGUUCAGACUUAGUUGAAUAGGAAUCCUUUAAUUCACAUCUGAAUUUUAACCAAAUCUUUUUAACUAUAUUUACCAAAAAAAUGACUACAUUUAUUUUUACCUAAGUGUUUUUUAAGUAUACCAUUAAAAAACUGCAACAACUCCA
Molecule: messenger RNA, 5077 nt
Organism: Pseudoliparis swirei
Lineage: Eukaryota; Metazoa; Chordata; Actinopteri; Perciformes; Liparidae
Exons: 10
Coding region: 1113-4571 (1152 amino acids)
Biological process (GO): establishment or maintenance of cell polarity; regulation of cellular localization; centrosome cycle
Cellular component (GO): cell cortex; nucleus; apical plasma membrane
Molecular function (GO): protein kinase C binding
Source: RefSeq, a predicted model, not a curated record